Messenger RNA from Arachis duranensis, 2032 nucleotides. RefSeq names its product abscisic acid 8'-hydroxylase CYP707A1. Lineage: Eukaryota; Viridiplantae; Streptophyta; Magnoliopsida; Fabales; Fabaceae. Gene Ontology annotation, molecular function: iron ion binding; (+)-abscisic acid 8'-hydroxylase activity; heme binding. Gene Ontology annotation, biological process: sterol metabolic process. The record is from RefSeq and is a predicted model, not a curated record. The transcript has 9 exons. Bases 146 to 1615 code for a protein of 489 amino acids.
GAGAGUUUAUAUUAUUUGAGCAUUAUUAUUAUUAUUAUUUCUCCACAUUUCAUUAAUUUUUCUUUAAUAUUUGCUAACCCUCUAACAUUUUUUCCCUCCUCUUCAAUACUCCCAAACAAAAAAGAGUUUUGGUUAUUCCAAAAACAUGGAUGUAAUAUUUGUUUGCUCUACUCUCAUUCUCCUCACCUUAUUUUCAUCAAUCAUGUUAUUAUUAUUCUCUCCAAAAAGAAUUAGAAGAAGAAGAAGAUCUCAAAUCCAUCAUCACCACACAAGUACUAUGAUUCCAAAGCUUCCACCAGGUUCAAUGGGGUGGCCUUACAUAGGGGAAACCCUCCAACUCUAUUCUCAAGACCCCAAUCUUUUCUUCUUUACCAAACAAAAAAGGUAUGGUGAGAUAUUCAAGAGCAACAUACUAGGUUGUCCAUGUGUGAUGCUUACAAGCCCUGAGGCAGCAAGGUUUGUGUUAGUGACUCAUUCACACUUGUUCAAGCCAACAUACCCAAAAAGCAAGGAACGUUUGAUUGGUCCUUCUGCCUUGUUCUUCCACCAGGCUGAAUACCACAUGCGCCUUAGAAAGCUUGUUCAGAGGUCCCUCUCUCUUCAAUCACUCAAGAUUUUGGUCCCAAAAAUUGAAGCCUUAGCUCUCUCUUCCAUCCAAAAUUGGGCUCCUCAUCAUAAUAAUAAUGCCCAUGUUGUUAACACAUUCAAGGAAAUGAAAAGGUUCUCUUUUGAUGUUGGAAUCCUUACAAUUUUUGGGUAUCUAGAGCCACAUUUGAAGGAGGAGCUAAAGAACAACUACUGGAUUGUGGACAAAGGCUAUAAUUCUUUUCCAUCUACCAUUCCAGGAACACAAUAUCAAAAAGCUCUCUUGGCAAGAAAGAAACUUGGGAAGAUUCUAUGUGAGAUAAUUUGUGAGAGAAAAGAGAAGAAAUUGGUUGAUAGAGAUCUAUUGAGUUGUCUACUAAAUUGGAAAGGUGAAGGAGGAGAAACUUUGAAUGAUGAUCAAAUUGCAGAUAACAUUAUUGGAGUGCUUUUUGCUGCUCAAGACACCACAGCUAGUGUCAUGACAUGGAUAGUCAAGUAUUUGCAUGAUCAACCCAAGCUUCUCCAAACUGUAAAGGCAGAACAAAAGGCUAUUCAAAAGUCAAAUGAAGUAGAUAACCUUCCAUUGAGUUGGAACCAAACUAGAAACAUGCCAAUUACCUAUAAGGUUGUGUUAGAGAGCUUGAGAAUGUCAAGCAUAAUAUCAUUCCCUUUCAGAGAAGCAGUUGCUGAUGUUGAGUACAAGGGGUUCCUUAUACCAAAAGGGUGGAAAGCAAUGCCAUUGUUCAGAAAUAUUCAUCACAAUCCAGAAUUUUUCUCUGAGCCUCAGAAAUUCAACCCUUCAAGGUUUGAGGUUGCACCAAAACCCAAUACAUUCAUGCCAUUUGGCAGUGGAGUACAUGCCUGCCCCGGUAAUGAGCUAGCAAAGCUUGAGACCAUGAUUAUGGUCCAUCAUUUGGUCACCAAGUUUAGGUGGGAAUUGGUAGGAUCAGAAUGUGGGAUUCAAUAUGGGCCAUUUCCAUUGCCAUUGAAUGGACUUCCAACCAAAUUUUGGAGAGAAUCUACCACCUAGAAUUCAAAUAAAGAAGAUGCAUGCUAUCAUAUCUAGUCACAAAAUCUUUUUUUUUUAAUAUAUAUUUAAUAUUAAUUAGAGUUAAUCACCAAAACGGGCAUUGAAAGAUUCUAGUGUCAAAGAAUUAAAAUGGAUCCAAAAGGAAGAAACGAUUAAAAAAAAUACCCAAAAAUAUAUAAUAAGACAUUUAUAAAAAUGGUUUAAUCAUGAAUAAAUUUAUUCAUAAUUAAACUAUUUUUUUUUGAAUCUUACAGAAUCCGUUUUGGUAAUUAAUUUUUAAUUGUCAUGUAUUUUUUCAUGGUGGGCAUAGUGGGCACCUCAAAAUUUUUCCCCCACUAUCCUUAAUCUUCCCCACAAUUGAAAGAAAGAAAAAGAAAGGAAAAAGCCUCUAAAGGGGAUGUUGUAUUAUUAUUUUAA